Molecule: messenger RNA, 1695 nt
Organism: Colletotrichum scovillei
Lineage: Eukaryota; Fungi; Ascomycota; Sordariomycetes; Glomerellales; Glomerellaceae
Product: multidrug resistance protein
Exons: 5
Coding region: 1-1695 (564 amino acids)
Biological process (GO): xenobiotic detoxification by transmembrane export across the plasma membrane
Cellular component (GO): membrane
Molecular function (GO): fluconazole transmembrane transporter activity; xenobiotic transmembrane transporter activity
Source: RefSeq, a predicted model, not a curated record
AUGGAGCUACUACGAGAUACAGCGUUCGGACACGUUGUCCGGUUCGUGACGAAAGGAAAACUCAGACAGUUUCAAUACUACGAAGAACGAUAUCCCGAAGUGUGGCGCGAAUAUGUCGACGCGGAUAAGACUGCCAACGUCGCACGCUACGGCCAAGUAGAGCCACCCGACCAGGAGUUCGACAAGGCCGAUAACGAAGAUGACGAUAAUUGGAGAAGAGGCGCCAGCAUCGACUCUGCGCGAACAAGGGUUGGCACAAGGAUUGAUCCUGAGAAGGGCAAGAACAUUCAUCUUGUUGCUUUUCUACCCAACGAUCCUGAGAACCCUCAGAAUUGGUCUUUGAAGAAAAAGGUCUUUGUGACUUUCCAAAUAUGUCUACUUACCGUCGGCGUGUAUGUCGGCUCAGCCAUCUACAGCGCUGGUGUGCUGGAUGUGAUGCAAGUAUUCGGCGUAAGCCAAAUCGCUGCUUUACUCGGCCUUACGCUUUUUGUGGCAGGCUAUGGCCUGGGCCCGAUGAUCUGGAGCCCCUUAUCCGAAAUCCCUCAGAUCGGCCGCAACCCGAUAUACAUCAGCACUCUCCUCCUUUUUGUGCUCCUUCAGAUUCCCACCGCAUUAGCAGUAAACUUUGGCAUGCUACUGGCUUUCCGAUUCAUUACGGGAUUCGUCGGCUCGCCUGUCCUAGCGACCGGUGGCGCCACUCUGGCAGAUAUCUGGUCACCGAAGAAAAGAGCCUACGCCAUGGGAAUCUGGGGCGUCGCGGCAGUUUGUUCUCCCACACUAGCUCCCGCAAUCGGGGGGUUCGCAGCCAUGGCAAAAGGCUGGACCUGGCCCAUUUGGGAGCUGAUGUGGUUGAGCGGGUUCGCGUUCGUUCUCCUGUUCUUUUGCCUUCCGGAAACAAGUGCCAACAAUAUCCUAUAUCGACGAGCAAAACGUCUUCGGAAGCUCACAGGAAACAACAAGCUCAUGAGCGAAUCCGAGCUGAUGGCAGAGGAGAUGACUCCGAGGGAUAUCGUGAUGAUCUCGCUGGUUCGGCCGUUCACAUUGAACUUCACCGAACCCAUGGUCUUCCUUCUGAACCUAUACAUCGCCCUGAUCUAUGGGCUGCUCUAUAUCUGGUUCGAAUCCUUCCCUAUUGUUUUCACCGGUAUCUACGGGUUCAGUCUUGGCCUUCAAGGAGUCGCUUUCAUGGGUAUCUUAGUUGGUGCCUUGAUUGUGAUUCCGCCGUUCUUCUGGUAUUUGCACAAGUAUCUCGAACCACAGUUCGACGAAAACGGAGACAUCCAGCCAGAAAAACGUCUCCCUCCUGCAUUCAUCGGCGGGUUUGCCAUCCCCAUCUGCCUCGUUUGGUUCGGCUGGUCAGCAAGACCAGACGUCCACUGGAUUAUGCCCAUCAUCGGCUCGGCGUGGUUCAGUAUCGGGUCGUUCCUGUUGUUCAACUCCGUCCUAAACUACUUACCAGACGCAUAUCCGAAUGUUGCAGCCUCGGUGCUUGCUGGGAAUGACCUCUUCAGAAGCGCAUUUGGUGCGGGGUUCCCAUUGUUUGCAAACGCCAUGUACACCAAGUUAGGAGUUGCCUGGGCGAGCUCCCUUCUGGGUUUCUUGUCCAUCCUGUUCAUUCCCAUACCUAUCAUAUUGUACAAGGUCGGGACAAUGCUGCGCAGAGAGUACAGCAGGCAUGCGCGGAAGGAUAUCUAG